This is a messenger RNA of Dictyostelium purpureum, 969 nucleotides long. RefSeq lists its product as uncharacterized. Lineage: Eukaryota; Evosea; Eumycetozoa; Dictyosteliales; Dictyosteliaceae. The record is from RefSeq and is a predicted model, not a curated record. The coding region runs from base 1 to 969 and encodes 322 amino acids. The transcript is spliced from 3 exons.
AUGUCAACAACUCAACAUAAAUUAAAUAAUCAUAGCCCAAUACAUAAAAAGGGUAUGAGUGAUAAUCUUGAAAAAAUAGUAACCAGUAUGAAAAAUCCACUACAAUUUCUUCAGCAACCAAUUUCAAAUUCGACAAUAGUUUUACAAAAAGUUAAAAUUUUAGAUACAGAUAUAUCAAUCGAAGAGGGUUUUUCUACUAUUAUCAAUCAAUUAUCAGCACCAGUAUUUGAUAAAAAAGAAGGUAAAUUUAUUGGUAUCAUAGAUUUAAAACACUUUUUAAGCUAUAUACUUUAUAAAUUACCAUUCCCACCAACAGGUGAAUAUGUUUCAAGCUCAAUAAAAGAAAUGGACUUGUUCCCAUUCCACACUUUAGAUAAAAAGUCAUCAAUCCUUCAGCUAUUGAAAUAUUUCGAUUCUGGUGUUCAUAGAGCAUUUAUUUUAAAUGAAAACAAACAAAUAGAAAUGAUUAGUCAAUUGGAUAUCUUAAAAUGGUUUAAAGAUAAUUCACAGGAAUUUGGGGAACUUAAAAACAAGGAUGUCCUUUCAUUGGACCGUAGCUAUAAUUUACAUAGUUUUUCCAAAGUUCACUCUAUUAAUCAAUGCGAACCAGUAUUCAAGGCUCUUCAAGAUAUUCAAAAAUAUAAAAUAUAUGGUAUGCCAGUAGUAGAUGAUAAAAACACAAUUGUUGGUAAUAUUUCAAUUCACGAUAUCAAAUAUGCUUCAGAAAAUUUAGAUAGAUUAGCAUUGCCAUUGAACAUGUAUAUAAAAGAAAAGCCACCUGUAACUUGUGAAAAAACCACCACACUCGCCGAGUUAUUCAACAUAUUUUUAAAUCAUAGAAUCCAUAGAGUUCAUUUAGUAGAAAGUGGUAAACCAAUAGGUAUCAUUACAAUUACAGAUAUAAUUUCAAUGAUAUAUAAUUAUACCAUAUCCAAUAGUGACAAUAAAUCAUCAUCAAUUCAAAUGUAA